Molecule: messenger RNA, 651 nt
Organism: Scatophagus argus
Lineage: Eukaryota; Metazoa; Chordata; Actinopteri; Scatophagidae
Gene: npy
Product: neuropeptide Y
Exons: 4
Coding region: 13-312 (99 amino acids)
Biological process (GO): feeding behavior; neuropeptide signaling pathway
Cellular component (GO): extracellular region
Molecular function (GO): neuropeptide Y receptor binding; neuropeptide hormone activity
Source: RefSeq, a predicted model, not a curated record
CCUCUGGGAAAUAUGCAUCCUAACUUGGUGAGCUGGCUGGGGACUCUGGGGUUCCUGCUGUGGGCGCUGCUCUGCCUAGGCGCCCUGACGGAGGGAUACCCGGUGAAACCCGAGAACCCCGGGGAGGACGCCCCGGCGGAGGAGCUGGCCAAGUACUACUCAGCCCUGAGACACUACAUCAACCUCAUCACAAGACAGAGGUAUGGAAAGAGGUCCAGUCCUGAGAUUCUGGACACACUGGUUUCAGAGCUGCUGUUGAAGGAAAGCACAGACACGCUUCCACAGUCAAGAUAUGAUCCAUCUUUGUGGUGAUGUUGUCAUCAGUGUUGGCGUUCACCUCACUGCUGCCCCGCCGCCGCCACUGACACUCUGACCUCUCCACGUCCGUUACUCUUUAGCCUCCUACACCAAAUGACCACCCUGCCUCUGCCCCUUGUAUCUGUACGAGCUGCCACGUAUAUUCAACCCCCUCCUCCUUUGUCAUCAGCUACAGUCACAACUGCUUACAGUAUGUGCCAUAAAAUUGUAAAUAGUUUAUUCAGAGUUAUCAUCUGUGGAACAUGAACGUAAAGUGGGGGAGGGUAUGUUGAUUGUAUUGUAUAAUUGUGCAAUUAAAGAUUCAUUGUUUGAAGAAAUGAAUUUGAAUGGCAU